CAUUUAAUGUGGAAGUAUGUUUUACGUGGAAAUUAUCAGGCGCCUUUGAAUCCAAACAUGAAAAAUUGUCUGGAAGUAAGCGUUGGAAACGGUGUUUGGAUAAAAGAAAUGGCAUCUCAAUUUCCCGAUUGUCAUUUUGAAGGGAUUGAUCUUGAUCUCUCAAUAUCAAACGAAGAUCUUCCAAGUAAUUGUACGGUUACGAAGGGAGAUUUUACAGCCCUCCCUUAUCCAGAUGAUCACUUUGAUUACAUACAUUGUAGAUUGUGUUUCACUUGGUUGCCAUCUAACAAGAUUGGUCCCAUAUUGGAUGAAUUCAAAAGAGUAACCAAGUCUGAAGGUUGGAUCGAGGAACUCGAUCUCUACCCACGCAAUACUGGGACGCAUUAUGAUAGCUGGAAAAGCACAUGGAAAUUACUCAACGACAGCAAAUUUUAUGAUGUAAAAGUAAUCAGAUCGCUCGGCGAAUCUCUCAGGACGCGCAAUCUU
This is a messenger RNA of Paraglomus occultum, 486 nucleotides long. Lineage: Eukaryota; Fungi; Glomeromycota; Glomeromycetes; Paraglomerales; Paraglomeraceae. The record is from the annotation of a GenBank genome assembly.